AUGACUAAAUGCAAAUGUAUGAUUGUUGGUAAGGUGAAUAAUCCCCACGACCAAUUUGCUACAGAUAUAUUUAGAAGUGGACGUGCAACUAAGCCAAAAAAUCCUUACUUUGUAACAAAAAUACGUCCAGAUAGGAGAAAUCAUCUGUACGUUCCGGCUGAUGUGGUGAGAGAUUACCAACUUGAACUCCCUUUAAGCAUGACAAUUCGUGACUCUGCUGGCAGAGAAUUUGAGGCAAAACUCAAGAUUUGGCAGGACGGUAGAAUAUGGCUAAUUGGUGGGUGGCACAGUUUAUGUAAGGUGAACCUUGUGAAGAAAAAUGAUAUGUGUAUUUGUGAAUUUGUGAGAGAAAAACACAUCAAAGGACUUUACUUACAAGUUCAUGUUGUCCAUGAAGGAGAAGGUUCCCAUCCCAACAAGAAAUAA
Solanum stenotomum is the source of this 426-nucleotide messenger RNA. Its product is annotated as B3 domain-containing protein At5g60140-like. Bases 1 to 426 code for a protein of 141 amino acids. Lineage: Eukaryota; Viridiplantae; Streptophyta; Magnoliopsida; Solanales; Solanaceae. Gene Ontology annotation, molecular function: DNA binding. The record is from RefSeq and is a predicted model, not a curated record. The transcript is spliced from 3 exons.